AUGGAAGUUGAUAUAAAUAAUGGGUCACAAUUUCCCAUACAAAAAUUGGACUUGAAAUACAGCAACUAUGAUGAGGUAUCGGAAAGUGUGCACGACAAAGUCAAUGGCAUGGUGGAGUUACUUCACGAAGUGUUUCAGCUGUAUAAGCCCAAUGAAAUAAUGUUGUCAUUUAACGGAGGCAAAGAUUGUACUGUGGUACUGCAUGUGCUGCACACAUUUUAUCAGGCCAAUCCAUGUCUGCAGCAUAUACGCAUACCCACAAUGUAUAUAACAGAUCCCGAUGCCUUUGAAGAAGUCGAUGAGUUUGUGGAGGAAUGUGAAAAACUAUUUAACAUAGAUGUGAUACGAAAACCAGGACCUAUUAAGAAAGCACUUGAGGAAAUAUGCCAGGAGAGGCCACACAUUAAAGCAGUAUUUAUGGGCUGUCGGAGAACCGAUCCGUAUUGUGAAAAUUUAAAGGUUAUGCAGCUCACAGACCCCGGUUGGCCCCAGCUAAUGCGCAUUAAUCCCAUUUUGGACUGGCGAUGUCGUGAUGUCUGGCAGUAUUUAUAUUUGUACAAAGUCCCCUAUUGUAGUCUAUAUCAAAAAGGUUACACCUCAAUAGGCAAUAAGAAAAAUACCCUGCCCAACCCGUAUUUAAGUGUGCUGGAUGAAACAACUGGUGCAAUUAUUAGUUAUCGACCGGGUCAUGAACUUAUCGAUAAUGAUGAUUUAGAACGCGCAGGACGCUUUAAACCACAAACGACGAAUGGGAGUGCAACAACAAAUUUAAAUUCUAACACAAAAUAA
This is a messenger RNA of Musca vetustissima, 789 nucleotides long. RefSeq names its product FAD synthase (gene Flad1). The transcript has 3 exons. Gene Ontology annotation, biological process: FAD biosynthetic process. Gene Ontology annotation, molecular function: FMN adenylyltransferase activity. NCBI's taxonomy places the organism in Eukaryota, Metazoa, Arthropoda, Insecta, Diptera, Muscidae. Bases 1 to 789 code for a protein of 262 amino acids. The record is from RefSeq and is a predicted model, not a curated record.